AUGGCUGUGCUUUAUGAUGCAUGGCCGUGCUUACAAUAUGCAAGGCCGUGCUUCCAUUAUGUAAGGCCAUGCUUUGUUGAAGCAUGGCUGUGCUUGUUUCUGAUGCGACUUCAGUUUGAGAAUUCUUGUGAAGUUGGAGUUUUCUCAAAACUUACCAAUGCUUAUUGUUUUAUUCCCAUUGGAGGUUCUGAAAACUUCUGCAGUGCAUUUGAGGCUGUGUUAGCUGAUUUUGUCCCUGUGGUCAAAACCUCCAUUGGUGGCACUGGUAUUCUUGGUAGUCUUUGUGUUGGAAAUAAGAACGGGCUUCUCUUGCCCCAUACCACAACUGACCAAGAACUUCAUCAUUUGAGAAACAGUCUACCUGAUCAAGUUGUUGUUCAGCACAUAGAAGAAAGAUUAUCUGCUCUGGGAAAUUGUAUAUCAUGCAAUGACCAUGUGGCCCUCACACACACUCUGCUAAUUUCAUAUUAUAGAUUGUAGGUUUACUUUCCUAUGCUAAUUUCAUAUACCUAUUCAGGAUUGGAAAUUGAUUUGAAGAGAAACUCAUAUUUGCAUGUAAAGUAUGGUUGCUGAAUAGAGAAGUAGCCAGGCUGUCCCAUAUCGAGUACGUGUCACUUUGAAUCUGAUCACUUAAAAUUUUAGGUUGAGUU
Abrus precatorius (Indian licorice) is the source of this 650-nucleotide messenger RNA. Its product is annotated as eukaryotic translation initiation factor 6-2-like. Gene Ontology annotation, biological process: ribosomal subunit export from nucleus; cytosolic ribosome assembly; maturation of 5.8S rRNA. The coding region runs from base 1 to 480 and encodes 159 amino acids. Gene Ontology annotation, molecular function: ribosomal large subunit binding. The record is from RefSeq and is a predicted model, not a curated record. Gene Ontology annotation, cellular component: preribosome, large subunit precursor; cytosol; nucleolus. The transcript is spliced from 5 exons. Lineage: Eukaryota; Viridiplantae; Streptophyta; Magnoliopsida; Fabales; Fabaceae.